Molecule: messenger RNA, 198 nt
Organism: Neurospora tetrasperma FGSC 2508
Lineage: Eukaryota; Fungi; Ascomycota; Sordariomycetes; Sordariales; Sordariaceae
Exons: 2
Coding region: 1-198 (65 amino acids)
Source: RefSeq, a predicted model, not a curated record
AUGCGGUUCCCCUCCGCCAAGGGAAACAGCGAUUGCAAGCAUUCUAUUGACUUCAUUCUACUCAAGAAACAUAAAGCAAUGCCGCUGAAAGUCCUUUCCAGUUGGCUCUGGACUCUCACGCAAGUUGACACAACCCUUGCUCGAAACGGAGGUCUAGAGACCAAGUUUAGGAGACAUGCCCUCGCAAAGACCCAUUGA